CACUUUCAACAUCCACAAUUACAAACAUAUAUCCUCCUCCUCCCCUUAUCCCUAGCUUCUUUGCUAUAGCUAGAGAUGAAUCUUUUUUUCUUCUUUCUCCUUCCCUUCUUAUUAUACUCUUUCUUUUCACUUUUCAAGUUGAUUCUUCAACGUAGAGGCCAAUCAUGUUACAUGUUGGCCUACGAGUGCUUUAUGCCUCCAGAAGACACCAAACUCAACACUGACUCCGCCACAAAGAUUGUCCUACGAAACAGAAAGCUGAGGUUGGAGGAGUUGAGGUUUCUCCUCAAAACCAUUGUCAGUUCGGGGAUUGGGGAGAACACUUACUGCCCCAGAACCGUUCUUGAAGGGAGAGAAGAGUGUCCAUCUCUUAAAGAGACGUACGAGGAAAUAGACGAGAUCAUGUUCGACACACUCGACAACCUCUUCAAGAAGACGGCUAUUUCACCCUCCCAGAUAGACAUCCUCGUAGUCAACGUGUCCUUGUUCUCUUCCGCACCUUCUCUGGCAGCACGUAUCAUAAACAGGUACAAAAUGAGAGAAAACGUCAAGGCUUUCAAUCUUGCAGGAAUGGGGUGUAGUGCAAGUGUCGUCGCUAUUGAAGUGGUGCAGCAACUCUUCAAGACUUACAAGAACUCUGUCGGGAUUGUUGUGAGCACUGAGGAUCUUGGUGCACAUUGGUACUGUGGAACGGACAAGAAAAUGAUGCUUUCUAACUGCCUCUUUCGCUCUGGCGGCUGCUCUUUGAUGUUUACAAACAAGCCUUCUCUGAAGGACCGUGCAAUAUUGAAACUGAAACACAUGGAGAGGACCCAGUACGGUGCUGAUGAUGAGGCUUACAACUGCUGCAUGCAGGUGGAAGAUGAGCAGGGGUACUCGGGUUUUCGCCUCAGCAAGAGUCUUGUCAAGAUUGCCGCUCAAGCCUUGACGAUGAACCUUCAAGCGAUGGCACCCAAGAUUCUGCCAGUGUUGGAAAUAGUAAGGUUCCUUUUUGUCUCUGUAAGGUACAGUGGGAUGAAGAAAAGGGAAAUGAUACCCUUUUUCACUGGGCUGGUUCUUGGCAAGAACAAGUUAAAGAAGACAAAAGUGAAUCUGUUGGGAGGGGAGUUGAAUUUCAAGACAGGAAUAGAGCACUUUUGUGUGCAUCCUGGAGGGAGGGCAGUUAUUGAUGGGGUUGGAAAUGGUUUUGGCUGA
This is a messenger RNA of Vigna umbellata (rice bean), 1194 nucleotides long. RefSeq names its product 3-ketoacyl-CoA synthase 19-like. Gene Ontology annotation, biological process: fatty acid biosynthetic process. Gene Ontology annotation, cellular component: membrane. NCBI's taxonomy places the organism in Eukaryota, Viridiplantae, Streptophyta, Magnoliopsida, Fabales, Fabaceae. Gene Ontology annotation, molecular function: acyltransferase activity, transferring groups other than amino-acyl groups. The record is from RefSeq and is a predicted model, not a curated record.